AUCACAGGUUUUAGUUAAACUUUCAGCAUCUUCUGGUUUAUUUACCGCAUGAACGAUAUUCUAAUCGGUGAUUUACCUUUUUGUUGUAGAUCUUGAGGGCUCCGUCAAGGAGGACAUAUCCUGCACGUCGAUAAUACCUGUGCCAAGAGCAUAGGGAGGGCGUUCGUAUAGUUAUAUCGCGUGUCGAAAGCCCGGAAGUGGUUCGCGUUCGUGGUGUGUAUUGAGGAAUCAACGUCGACUUUGAAUAAUCACAAUGUGAGAAAAGUACGAUCACAUGUCCGUUGCACGGUUGAACAUUUGAAAUACUUGUACUCUUACUUCAACGAUGAGUACACAGCCUGUACAAAUCGUUGCUCGAAUACGACCUCCGCUCCUCAAUGAGCACACUGACGAUGCCAUCUCUGUUGUUCCGAUUCCCGCCGACCACACCUUAUCCGCUGCCCGACCCAUUCCGUUUACUUCCUGGGUCUCGGUAUCCUCAACUGGUACAAAGACUGGUACAACUCAAGUCCAAAAUUCGCAAACGGCAUUUCAUACAGCCUUUGGACCUGAUACGACCCAACUAGAACUUUUUGACACCGCUGUGGCGCCACAUCUGGCGCCUUUGUUGAAAGGUCAUACCUUGACAAUCCUCGCUUAUGGACCGACGUCGUCUGGGAAGACACAUACGAUGGAAGGAUCGCCCGCGGAGCCUGGUAUUAUUCCUCGCUCUGUGCGGGUCCUAUUUGAGAUGAGCGAGGAAGGAAAGGAGAGUGGGAUGAUUUCGAAAUUCGAGGUCCACAUGAGUUACCUCGAGUUGUAUAAGGACGAUGCGUUCGACUUGUUGGUCUCUCAACGGACUCACGAAAAGCUACCAAUUAGAACGAAUGCGAAGGGCGAGACGUUCGUAGUCGGAUUGACCAGGGUACCGAUCAAGUCUUUCGAUGAUUGGAAGAACGUAUUUCGAACCGCUUCGCAAAAUCGAACCACUGGCGCAACGCUCCUCAAUCGCGCUUCAUCUCGCUCGCAUGCAAUGCUGUCGAUAGAAGUUGAACUAAUUGCCGCACCUACAUCAGAAACCCGAGAAAUGACUUAUAAUGGCAAAAUCAACUUGGUUGACUUGGCUGGAUCAGAAAAUAACAAGCAUACCGGAAACUCGUUAGCAAAUCCAACCCGUCUCGCUGAAUCUGCAGCGAUCAACAAAUCCCUUUCAACGCUUGGCCAGGUUGUGCAUGCGUUGAAUACUGGUGCCUCCCGUAUUCCCUACCGUGACUCUAAUCUCACCCGUCUGCUCUCUGCCUCACUCGGAGGUAAAGCGCUAGGCAAGACGAUUCUAUUGUGUAAUUUAGCUCCGGGGGUCAAGUUUCGCUCAGACGUGUUGAACACGCUCAAUUUCGCAUCACGAACGAAGAACAUCGAGACUAAGACGGUCGUGAACGAGCGCGAAAAGCCUCCUCCCGUAGAAGUCGUCAAAGAGAAGGAGUUCCUUCCCACCACAGGAUCGUUGAUGAGACGGACCUCGAUUCAGAGUCGACGGGUGUCUGCGUCACAUAUUCCUGCUCCCGGAUCGAGGAUUCCUUCGUAUGGAUCUGGUGGACACUCGAGGUUGAGUGGUUUUGGGCUCGGUCCUGCUGCUGGUGUUGGAGGUUUAGGUGUGAAGGCCGGGAUUGAUGACGCGGAUUUGAACGAACGAAUCAACAAGGCCGUCGAGGCAGAAGUGAAGAGAAGGUUAGAAGAGAAGGAAGCACAAAGGAGAGAAGAGGAAGAGGCGAGAGAGAAGCAACUUCAGCAGGAGAAAUCGCGGCCACAUAUUACUUCGUCUUCUUCCUCGACAAGCUCCAAGCAGGAGGCUCAUACAGCUGAUGUGAUUAUGGAGAUGGUCACGACUGAAAACGUCGAAGAAAAAGAAAUUAUAGAAGUAGAAGUGGAGGAAGCUGAGGUGGAAACUGAAUUACUCGUGGUCGAAGCUAUGGACGUCGAUCAGAAUACCUCGCCAAUGAAAGUAGAUUCGGUUGGGCCUGAGAUCCACGGGAUACCCGGAGACAGUGACGACAACAACAAUGACGAGGAGAAACUAACGAUGGACGACAUAGAAAGGAAUUAUAAAGAGCACAUUGCGCAUUUGGAGGCUCAGUUAGCUGCUGCCUCCUCAUCCACCUCUACUUCUGCUGCAGCUAGUGCCAGUAGCAGUGCUUUCAUUGCAGAUGAUCCACCUUCAAUGUUCUCAGCUUCCACCUCAUCCUCAACUUCUUUGUCAAUAUCGGCGUCUGCUCCGGGAACAGAGUCGAUGUCGAUGUCUUCCUCUGCGCACAUUUCUGGGACCUCAGAUAUUCUCCGGAACUCGCAAACUUCUCUUACUGCGGCUGCUGCGGGCUUGUUGGAUUCCACAGACGAUGCAGAGUCGGUGGCUCGAAUGAGUCUUGCUGAGAGGAAGAAGAUGGGGAAGAUCUAUGUCGAUCUUGCAAGAGGGUAUAGUGCGAAAAACGAUCUCGCCACAGCGCUUUCGCUCUAUCGACAUGCUGCACUGUUUGUGCCAGAUAAUACAAGACUGAGUGAACGCAUCAUCGACGUCGAAUGGGCAGUCAGAAACGGUAAAUCUUACGUCCCGACGCCGAAGAGACAGCACCCCCGGGAAGGCGAGGAGUUGAAGCUCAAGUCGAAAUCGUCCAGGUCGUCUAAAUCUCACCGGUCGUCUCAUUCAAUAUCAAGACACGAGGAGAUGAGCAAGGAAAACUCCAGCUCGAAUUCCAACACCAACUCGGAAAGUCCUCGGAAAUCAAGCUCUGCGGAUACGAGACUCGAGUCAGAGCGGACUUCUCAGUUAUCUCUGACAGGCUCGAAACGAAAACGCAGCGUCAGUCGGGAACCGGCAGACCAUUCAGAUUCAGAAUAUGUUUUCAUUCCUCCGCUGUCUUCCAGUACAAGCCAUGGACACGGAUUUGGGAAAGACCUAGGAAACAUCGACGAAGAAGUUGAGGCGGAAACUGAAACUGCUGAAGCAGAGGCAGAUGAAUUCGGGGUAACGCGAGUUGCAAAGGUUUUGCGCCGUUCACCUAGAAAGAAACAACUGCCACAACAAGUGUCGACUAUCACUACUCUUGGGACGAUGAAAAGUCCUUCUACGGUUUCGGAUAAACGAAAGAUGUUGGGUAUGAGUUUGAAUGGAAAGACUGGAGUUGGUGGUGUGGAUAUCAGUGGGUCCGUGUAUCGUACACCUUCGGGAGGAAUAGGAGGGACGACUACGCCAAAGAGAGGACAUGUAAAUGGGAGCGAGAGGAAAACGAGGAAGGUAUCGGAUUUGGUGUAUAGUGGACUUGGGGGGCUUGGGUUCUCAGGACGUGGGUUUGGGCGUGAUGAAGAUGGGGUCGGGGAUGUAGAUGUGGAAAUUCAUGGGAAGCAGAAACGAGCGCGGCUGGAUUGACCGGAGGUAAGGCAAUGUCAAGGUUGUUGUUGGGGUUUGAUACAACAUUCAUGUUUUGCAUUUUCCCUUUGAACACUUGUGUCAUCUUAUCCCUUCUUCUACAUACGUAGUUUCCUCUCUUCCCGUUUCUUGUUUUGUUUAUUUCAUUGGAAUCUUUUGUAUCCGUUUAUGUAUACAUAUGGCCUGUUCUCGCUCUAGUCGUCCUUGUUAUCUCGCACCUCGCUUUGUCUUCUGCUAUGGCCUUGCUUUGUAAUCACAGAACCGCUCUCAACCAGAGCCAUUCGUAUUUCUUACACCUUUGUAGACCCCGUAG
Lentinula edodes (shiitake mushroom) is the source of this 3713-nucleotide messenger RNA. RefSeq names its product P-loop containing nucleoside triphosphate hydrolase protein. The coding region runs from base 326 to 3400 and encodes 1024 amino acids. Gene Ontology annotation, cellular component: kinesin complex; microtubule. Lineage: Eukaryota; Fungi; Basidiomycota; Agaricomycetes; Agaricales; Omphalotaceae. The transcript is spliced from 8 exons. The record is from RefSeq and is a predicted model, not a curated record. Gene Ontology annotation, biological process: microtubule-based movement. Gene Ontology annotation, molecular function: ATP hydrolysis activity; ATP binding; microtubule motor activity.